This is a messenger RNA of Setaria italica (foxtail millet), 903 nucleotides long. RefSeq names its product NAC domain-containing protein 101. The record is from RefSeq and is a predicted model, not a curated record. Gene Ontology annotation, biological process: regulation of DNA-templated transcription. Gene Ontology annotation, molecular function: DNA binding. The transcript has a single exon. The coding region runs from base 1 to 903 and encodes 300 amino acids. NCBI's taxonomy places the organism in Eukaryota, Viridiplantae, Streptophyta, Magnoliopsida, Poales, Poaceae.
AUGGAGGCGUCGCGGUUCGGCUUCGACUUCCCGCCGGCGUACAAGUUCGACCCGACCGACGCCGACAUCGUGGCUCACUACCUCCUCCCGCGCGCCAUCGGCUUCCCGAACCCCUACGCGCACGCCAUCAUCGACGACGACCCCUACAGCUGCCCGCCCUGGGAGUUCAUGCGCCGCCACGGGCACGCGGGCAGCGACCACGCCUUCUUCUUCGGGCCCCAGCGGGAGCCGGACCCCAGGAAGAAGGCCGCCCGCACCGUCGCCCCCGGGGAGGACGGCGUCGGCGGCACCUGGGACGGGCAGAGGAGCGACGCCACCCGCCUCGUCCUCCUCCGCGCCGGCGCCGGGGCCGAAGGCCGAAGGCUCGAGGUCACGUACAAGCGCCACAACCUGUCCUACUACCACGGCCCGCAGAAGAAGAAGACCAGCGGGUGGGUCAUGCACGAGUACCAGAUCAUCGACCCGCCCCACCUCGCCGGCACCGUCCUCUCGCGCGUCAAGAUCACCGGCAAGGAGAAGAAGAAUGAGGGCAAGCAGCAGAAGCAGGCCGACGCCGGCCAGCAAGUGGUUCCCACGGGACCGGACCAGGCGGGCCCGAGCAACUACUACCAGCAGCCGGUCGGCGGCGGUGAGGAGUACGGCGGUGCCAUGGGGGACAACACUGGUGUUUGCUAUGUUGGCGACGGGAACGACUACUACAUGUACGAGGGCGACGGCAGCGGCGGCGGCGACUGUUUCCCUGCCGGAGACGGCGGCAGCUAUGCCGACGACGGUAACAACUACUCCAACCAGGACUCCGGCUACUGUGGGUAUCCCGACGGUGGCGGUGGCUUUUUCCACGUCGGAGACAACAAUAGCUAUGAGUAUCCCGACGGAGGUCGAGAAGAAGAGAAGCAAUGCUAG